Cinara cedri is the source of this 8706-nucleotide messenger RNA. The record is from the annotation of a GenBank genome assembly. NCBI's taxonomy places the organism in Eukaryota, Metazoa, Arthropoda, Insecta, Hemiptera, Aphididae.
AUGUCGAACUCCUGUGAAACAAGCUUCCUCACCGAAAUCCUCACCGACUUAUGGAUGUUUUGUAUUGAACUGCGGUACCGGUUUGAUGAUUCUUCCCAUGAACAGAUACCAUUCCAAAAAGACACUGGAGCCUUAACUGCGUUCUUCAGUGUAUUGAUGUAUGUAAUGAAACAUGCCGUUAAGGUAGUGAUGAUAAUUUUCAUGUUGAUUGGGUUCCUCAUUGGCACUCUUACCAUACCCAUCCAAUCCAUCAAGUACAUAUGGUUCCGCUGGUCCAAAAGUUUCGACACUGAAAGUGAAUCUGUCGGCUCCAAUCUACACUACGAAUAUGAAAUCAAAGGGCUAUGGGUCCAGUUCAUUAUCGACAUAUUGAUCACGGUGAUCUUCAACAUGCUAUUCUUUCAUUUCAUCUUUUUACCUAUUUACUGGGUUGUGGCCUACAAUAUCCAGCCUCUCGUAUGGUUUUUCUGGUAAGCUAUAUGGUACUGUUCAAAACAUAAUGAACGUAAUUCAUGAUUUUUAUUUUAUUUUAAUUAACUUACGCCAAAUGGGCAAUUUAAAAGUACGUUUUGAAGAAAAUAGAUUUGCUUACUCGGUGGCAGAAUAAGAGGUUGAAUUAUUUAAGUGGACAGAGGAAGGAAUGGAAUGGAUCUGCUUUAAAUCGCGGGCGUAGCGCCAAAAAUUACUAGGUGAAAUCAUAAGAAAAUGUUCCGUCCUUUGUAGAUAGGAUCUGUAAUCAGAUCUAGACCGGAGUAUGCAUUUAGCGUUUAAUUAGGAGAAUUAUAAAUAGUCUGAGAGUUGCUUAGACUGCUUAAAUAUUAUGUGUGUCUGUUUUUCUUAAAAAUGAGGUUCUUAAGAUUAUUAGUAGCCCAGCAAGGGAAUUUGGGUUCGACAAAUAUCUUGAGUGGUACAAAUUUACCGAUAGCAUUAAUUAAAGCAUCAUUAAAUACCACAGCAGCAUUCUCAAUAGAAUAUUCUGAGAACGUGAGUGACCAAUAAGAUACGUUUUAAUAGCAAUAAGAGCACCUCAGCCACAAGAGAAAUUACUAUUGGAAGAGUUUUGACUCCGGUGAAAGGUAAAGAACCCCUUAAAACCUAAUUCGGAGCUAGAGAUGCCAGGAUAAAGCCAGGUUUCAAUGACGGCAAUAACGUCGUAUGAAAUAAAAGAAAAAAAGGAUCAUCUAACAAUAAAAAGCUUAGUUCUAAGGCUAUGAACAUUUUAGUAAAAGAUAGAGAGGUUGCCAUUUACAGAAUUCUUAAGAAUUAAAUUAUCAAUAAAAGCAGUAGAAGUAUUCUAUUGAUUAUUAAAAACUACAGUAGAUACAGUUGCUGGUAGAAAUAUAUUUACUACAACGAGACCAUAACUUAGAAUUAAUAAUUGCUUUAGAAUGCUGGCAGACAAAAAAUAAAGAAAGGAAUCCUGACGAAAACGAUAAGAAAUCCAGACAUUGGAACCAAAACAUGUUUACUGCAUGACCCUUAGGGUGAACCUUAUUUUUCGCUUGUGAUUUUUUUCAGGUAACCCCCCCUAAACAGGUUCGAUUACUAAAAAAAACGCUACAAAAAAAGUUUNAAAUGAUAAAACCAAAUUAUUGUGACAGUGCAGUAAGUGUUUCUUUUUUGUGGUCAGGAUAUUUUUUACGGUAUCACUAACAACUUGUAGAAGGUAUUGUUUUUGAGAUUCGUUUUUGGUAAUUUUGUCAUUAUAGUCCUCUAUAAGUUUUACUCCUCUUUCUGCUACAUCGUUUAUUACUGGAAUAUUUUUUAUAACUAACAAAGCUUUAGAAUAGUCUUCAUUAUUUUCCCAAUUAAUUGGAUCUUCAUUCAACAAAAUGGUGUUGAUGGAAAAUCUUUUAAAUAGUGUUUUAGUAUUAACACAUAGAAAAUCAUCGAUUUCCUUUUCUAAUAACUCAUUUGCAUUUUUUGGCGAUAUAGUUAAACGUUGUGCAUUUGAAAUUAAUUCUGAUGAACUUUCGUCGUUGUUUAGGGCAUGAACCAUUUUUCUUUUUAUCUCCAGUGGCACAGCUUCAUCGAAAAAAGCAAAAGCACAUAAUUCUGCAGAUAAAUACCAUAAGUGACCACAAAACUUUUUAAUUACAAUCUGAGAUAUAUCCUUGUCUAUAGAAGUUUCCCACCCAGAAAAAUUAAUGUUAAUUCUAGUAACUCUCGGUAAUCAUCUCUUGGGUGAUUUUCUAAAAGUUGAUCUCUAGAAAAUUUGAUAAUAUCAUCACAUACGUUAUUUACAGAAUCCAUUGUAAUACUAUUUUGUAUGCCAAGAAUAUGGGUACUGGUAAAGUGCAUAUUAUUUAUUUGUGCAAUCGACCGAUAGCCGAUAAUGAUUUUUUUUUUUUUUACCUUUUAGUUCAAAUAUUUAAAAAAGCUUUAAAUUUAUAAUAUAAAUUAUAGAAAACAAACUAUUGUAAAUUUAAAUUUCUUUAAUUUAUAAUCUAACGAAUUUAUCGUGAGAUUCUUUUCUUUAGAGUUAAGUUGGUUUUAUAACAAAAACUUAACGAUUUUGAAAAAUUUUCUAUAUUUGUAACUUCAGUUACAAACUGCUGUUGUGGCACGGGUUAAAUUUAUUUGAUUUGUCUAAAACUUUAUUUAUAUCAUUAUUUUUAGUAAUGAAACUUAUUAGGGGGAAGUAAUUUGAAAAAUUUUGGUUUUUCAUACAUAAUAGAGGACCACCCUAAUGACCCUGCGAAGGAAAUUUAUGUACUGUUUUUUUUUAACGAUAACAAUAAAGAUAUUAACAUUUUCGAACCGACAUUAUUAACUUAUCAUGUGAACAUUCCAUUUCAAGAAUUUAUCAAAAUGUAUACCUAAAACUUUUUAGUAAUAAUAAACCUAAUAUUUGAACCUAUGUUAACAUAUUAACUCCAACAUUAACAAAAAAAAAGUACUAGAAUAAUGGAAACGGAUGCAGCUACCGUUAUAGGUAAUUUAAUGAAUCCGUAAGCACCGAUUAACCAUUGAAAAAAAAACCACAAAAAAACAAUUCUGAGAACAGUUCAGUUGACAGUCAUCAACACACAUUGUGAAUGUCAUAUUAUAGUAAAAUAAUUAAAUAAGGUUUUUAACUUUUUAAAUAUUGGUUGUCCCAUUACACUAUUUAAUUGGCUUUCAGUAGCUUGCAGUUAAAUGUCUACCGUCCAAUUUCCAACCAAUUUAUCCUAUUUUUUUUCAAUCCUCUCUAAUGUAUCAAAUAAUGUGCGGUUAUCGUACCUCAAUCCUGCAAUUUGCUUAUCUAUUGAAUUUACGUUACUAUCUAAAAAAAAUAAAAAGUAAUGUUUAAACACACAUUUUUUUACUAUAACAAUUAAAGUAUUAUAAAGAUCAAAUUACUAAACAAAUUUAAACUCAAUAUUCAUCACAGUUCAAAAUCGAAUUGUUUCAAAAUUUUACUGUAAAAUACUAUGAUUCUAAAAUUCUACUGUUUAAAAAUUAAAUGAAAUUACAAUGCUACAAUACUGUUAAUUAAACUAUAAUAGAUAGAAUGAUAGACAGACAGCAUUAUAAUACAUUAAAACUGUAUUUUAUUCCUUCUUGAAUUUGAUAUUAAAUAACAUAUGAANUUUUUGGCAUUUUAUAUAAAAUAAUAAUAAUUAUGAUUCUAAAAUUCUACUGUUUAAAAAUUAAAUGAAAUUACAAUGCUACAAUACUAUUAAUUAAACUAUAAUAGAUAGAAUGAUAGACAGACAGCAUUAUAGUACAUUAAAACUGCAUUUUAUUCCUUCUUGAAGUUGAUAUUAAAUAACAUAUGAACACUUUGAAUUACAUUUACCAUCUAAAAAUAUUAUUUAAAUUCAGCAUUAUUGUGUUUUACAAAAGUAAAGUACAUUUUAAGUAGGUACCUACAUUUAUAAAUAAUGUGUCCUGAUAGAUGUAUACAUACAAACUCAGUUAUGGAUGUUGUAUAGGUUGUAACUUGNUUAAAGAUAUAAAAUAACUUAUAAGAGUGUACAUGUAUACAUGUAUUAAAUUUAGCAUUAUUGUGUUUUACAAAAGUAAAAUACAUUUUAAGUAGGUACCUACAUUUAUAAAUAAUGUCUCCUGAUAGAUAUAUACAUACAAACUCAGUUAUGGAUGUUGUACAGGUUGUAGCUUGUAGGUAUAUGCAUGAAAAUGAAGACACAAUGUAAUUCUUCAAUUACAGAUAUGCAACAUAUUACAAAAUAUAGUACUUACUUCUGACGUUCAAAUAAAUAAUCACUUGUACCAAAUAAGAAAAAAAAAAAACUAUAUACUAGCUAUAAAUUAAUUAUUACUAGUCAAAUUAAGUAAAAAGUAGACUGGAUAUCUUAACGCGCAUUAAUCGUCAGUGCCAUAAAUGGGUUAUUACGAUUACGGAACGCAAUUCGUAGUUCGUACCGUUCAUAACUCGGCUUAUCGAUUGACGUGACAACGACAAUAUAUCACACUACAGAUAAUCGGUUCUAAAAAUACCUAUACCCUGUCCGUUAUCGCAAAUGUGCUCCCACUCCCGGUUAUCGGUACCGCUUCAUCCACUCACCCGCCUAUCAAUCUCGCCACCAUCGAUACAUAUGGUAUACAACAUACAUAGAGAACAAAAUCUCGAUAACAUUUUGUUUUAACGGCCUUACCGCAUAAAUUUAUUUAUUAGGAUAUCUAUGGAAAUCUACCGUUAAUUGUUAUCACUUUUUUUCUGUGAUAAUAUAAUAGGAGGGAUUAAACCUCAUUACAUCUAUGGAUUUGAAGUUCGCCCCCCUCAGAAUUAGGAUAUGUCCGCCACUGCCGCGUACACGUAUAUUCUCGCACAAAUGCUCUGUUUUAAUUUGAAUAACCGCUACGAUUAUCUUUUAAGUCGUGUAAUUUUUCAAUGUUGCCGUUAAUUUGACUGAAACAGUAUAUGCGUGUAUUUUACGAUUUAUUUGGCGAUAGGUAUUAUAGAUAUUAUAACUCGCCGUAUACACGACCAAAAUAAAAAUUUAUAAAUAAUACAAUAUUGUUAUUCGACCGUCGGUUUGUAAAACCCGUGGUUGUAAUUAUUUCCUUAUAUUUUAUAAUUAAUAAAUAUUUUUGGAUAACGUCUGAUGAUGAUGAAUAAUGNGCGAUCAUAGUGAUGGGCGAUUCAAAUUUAUUUAUUUCUUGUAUAAGCUAAUCGCAGAUCUCAGUUUAUCGCACGUGUAUAAGUACUAAACUACUAUGUAAGUACUUAAUAUAAUGUGUAGGUACUGUGUAACAACCAUUUUAUCAUAAAAAACACUAGCACACUAAUACAGUUCAAAAUACUGUUUGUCGCAUUACCCCAUCCCUCCAUCCGAUAUACACCAUAUAUUGUUACAGUACAGUGGUAUUGUAGGUAUACAUGCAGCAGUUCAUUGAUUAAAUCAUUUUUGAACUUACUCAAUAACAUGGUUAACAUUGCAAUUCUAUAUUAUAACAUUAUCCAAGAAGCAUUGGAAUUUCAAUGUUUGAUUUUCAAUCAGAUGAGAUGUAAAUAUGAUAUUGUUUUAUCAACGUUCGAUAAUUAUUAUAUUUUCAAUAUGAUUAUAUUAUUGAACAGCUAUAAGAAAAUCAAUGUCAAAAUUUCAAUCAAUAUGAGUAUGAAUACAAUAUUGUUUUGCUAACAUUGGAUUAUUAUUGUAUUUUCAACGUUUUAAUAUUAUUGAACUGCCAUUGAAAAUGUAAUAUUUAAAUUCUAAUUAAAAUGAAAUAAUUAUACAAUAUUGUUUAAAGAAUAUUGAACUGACAUAACAUAUUCAACAAUGUAUACAUAUUGAACCCAUGUUAUGAUUCAAUAUUUAAUAAUCAAUAUGAUGACAAUAUCACUAAGACAUUUAAAUUUUCAAUCUAAAAUCGAAAUAAUGAUACAAUGUCCAUAAAAUCUUAAAUUGGCAAUAUUGAUUUAUCAAUUAGCACUCAAUAUCCAUUUAAUAAUGACAUUGCAAAAUUGCUAUCUGAGAAAUUUUUCAGUAAUAAUAAACCUAAUAUUUGAACCUAUGUUAACAUACUAACUCAAACAUUAACAAAAAAGAAGUACUAGAAUAAUGGAAACGGAUGCAGCUACCGUUUUAGGUAAUUUAAUGUAUAUCUGUAAGCAACGAUUAACCAUUGCUUACAAAAAAACAACUCUGAGAACAGUUCAGUUGACAGUCAUCAAUACACGUUGUGAAUGUCAUAUUAUAGUAAAAUAAUUAAAUAUGCAUUAUUUAUUUUCUUUGAUAAUAUUUUUUUUAAUAUUGAACAGAUUGCCCCAUUUUUCUUUCGUUUUCCCAUAUCCUAUGUAUUUUUCUGGUUUUUCAAAUUUUCUAGACAAACUUGAGAAAAUCAAAAAAAAUAUUUCCCUAAUAAACCAUCCUAGUAAAAUUUCCUUUCAGAAAAAGUGCUAUCAUUGUAAAUUAAAGCAAAAUUGCGGGUAGAAAAGUUGUUCGCAGGAAAAGAGACCGAAAUAUUUUUGAACUAAUACCUACAUUUCGUACAUUUUCCGUUUUUUCGAAAUGUUAUCCCGAUUUUUCCUAGAUCAUAUGCAAAUCGCUUGAAAAAUCAAAAAAUGACCUCCUUAAAUUAACAUGGAGAUAAAAUUUCCUUUCAGAGAGUAAGGUACACAUGAUAAAUUAGAGUAAGAUUUCUGGUAGCAAAGUUUGCACAACAAGUCUAAGGUUAUUUUGCGAUUAAAAUAAAUUUAUAAAUUAAAUAAAUUAAAAUAGAUUAAAAUAAAACAAGCGAUGACUUUGAUCUCUAGAUAUGCUCAAACUGCAUUUGUUUUUUUUCUUGUUUAGAUAAAAAGGGGGAGGGGGUAAACGCAAAAUAUUUUGUUAGAAACCCUAAUUUGAACUCAUGAUACUUAGAAUAACAAGAAGUAUAUUGUAUAACCAUAUAAAUUAGAUCACGAUAAACAAUCUUUAAAAAAUUAUUUAACAUAACAUAUAAUAUCAGUCCGCUCAGUUCUAAUUUCACCAACGUUCCUAAAUCAAUAAAAAUAUAAAAACAUUUUUCAUCUAUACAUUAGGGAGACAAUUUUUCGAUUUUCUCAAAAGUUUUCCCAGUAAAUGUGAAUAAACACGGGAAAAACGUAAAAAAAACUGGGAAAUCGGUACAACAUUAAACAAAUAUUAUUAAAGAAAAUAUAUAAAGCCUAUUUAAUCAUCUUAUAUAAUAAAAUGAUAUAUAUAUAUUGUUCACAAUGCAUCACUAUCUACUGCACUCCGCUCAGAAUGGUUUUUUUGCAAGCAAUAAUUUAUCAUUGCUUAUAGGUAUACAUUGAAUUAUCUCGAACAGUGGCUGUCCCAUUAUCCUAGGACGUCUUUUUUUUAUAAUGUACAUUAAAAGGUCGGCGUCUUGUUUGAUUAUACAUUUUUUCUCUAACUCUUCUAGUUGUAUUAAUACCCAAAGAUAUUCACUUACAUUUAUUAUUAUUGUUCUUUUUCUUAAUAUGUGAGUAAUAAUUUGAAGAUGAUACAAUUAAAUCAUUAAUUUUUUUUAUUAAAAGUAUCAACUGUGCUACUAACAUUUUUAUUUUUUAGUAGAAUAUUUCAAUCUUACAUUCUAAUUAACAUAUUUCAAUGCUAUAUGUAGGUGAGCAAUACAUGUAUUCAAAUGACUUACUAGGAUUAUUACAAGCAGAGUAAAAAUUAUUGCUACAUAAGAUAAUCAGCCAUUCAGAAAUUCAACUGUUUCAAUGUUAUUUGUUAAAAUAUCAAUAUUAAUAUCAUUACGCAAGAAAUGAUUAUGGAUUUGAUUAAAAUUUGAUAAAUAUUUGUUUAGAAAUUGAAAUCUGAAAUAAUUUCCCAAUCUAAUCAAUUAAACUCAAAAAUAAAACUUUUACUUAGUUUAAUUUCUGGAAAAACUUUUGCCCAAUCAACCUUACCUUUAAGCUUUCAAAUAUCAUCCUCGGUUAUUCAUUUAGAUUCCAUUUAAUUAUACAUAAUUAUUUUUAAAUUUUUAAUAUAUAAUUUUAAUUCUUUUUUUUCCCUAGCGUUAAAAUUUUGUUUUCUGCAACUUCUCAUUAUAAAAACUUCUCUCAAUGAUUUCAUUAUUUUAAUUUUUAAUUUUAUAAGUAAUUGGAUUUUUGCCUAAUAUUUCUGUUACAAAACACAUUUCUCGAGUUCAAUUAGAAUUAUAUUUGGUGUCAAACUUUUUUUGAACUUUUUUAUUCUUACUCCAUCGCCAACGCUAAAUUUAAUUUUUGAUUUAGAUAUUUCAUUAGGUAAUAAGUUAAGUAAAACUUUUUCUUCAUAAAACUUGUUUAAUUAAAACAAUCAAAAACCAGUUAUAUCUUCUGAAAUCAGGUCCGUCCAGGAACUCGUCUUAUCAAUCACCAAUGAUUUAGAACUCGAUUCCGCCGCAAAAAAACUCUCCGUCCAAGAACCCGCCUUUUCAAUAACUGAAUCUGUUAAUAUUAUUGAACAUGAUAUUGGCGAAGGAAACAAUCAAAAAUCAGUUAUAUCUUCUGAAAUCACGACCGUCCAGGAACCCGACUUCACAAACACCGAUGAUUUAGAACCCGAUACCGCAGCCAAAAGCAUAUUCGUCCAAGAACCCGUCUUUUCAAUAAUUGAAACUGUUGAUAUCAUAGAACAUGAUAUUGACGAAGAAAACAAUCAAAACCCAGUUAUAUCUUCUGAAAUCACGUCCGUCCAGAACCCGCCCCCACAAAUUAUUGCGUCGAAAUGCCGCAACACCGAAAUACCGAACUUUGGCGCCCGUGAUAUCCACUUGCACCUGGAUAAGGAAAAACAUCAUUAA